AUGGGAAGAACAUCUCAGGUUGCUACUGAUGGUGCAAAUAAUGGGGAAGGAGGAGGUCAUCAGGUUGUAACUAGUUGUGCUAACAUUGGAGAGGGAGGAGGUUCUCAGGUUUCUUCUCAGUCUUCUCAACCUGUAACUGAUGCUCAUCACAAUGAUGCAUCUCAGGUGACACUGGAUAAUAUUUUUUUUUUAACAAAAGACAAAGCAUAA
Messenger RNA from Ilex paraguariensis (yerba mate), 210 nucleotides. The record is from the annotation of a GenBank genome assembly. Lineage: Eukaryota; Viridiplantae; Streptophyta; Magnoliopsida; Aquifoliales; Aquifoliaceae.